AUGAGUAUGAAAUUCGAUAGUAUUGAAGGUUCAGGAUAUCCAACCGCAUUAGCAGCUUUUUCAGCAGGAGCAUCUCUCUGCUCCACAUCCUUAGGGUCAACUUUCAUUAUUCUCGCAUCCGCAAACCUUCAGAGAACACCAAUCGGUACUUUGAUAGCUGGCGCGGCAAUGCUAGAUGAUAUUCUUGUCCUCGUGAUGGUUAAAAUCAUAACAGCACUCGGACACUUAUGGAAAGGAAUAUUCUACGCUUGCUUGAUGUUUCUAGCCAAAGCUUCCGUGGGACUAGUUGUCUAUUUCGAAUUCUCCACCACAAGGUGGUCUCACAAGUGGACAGAGUUCAAAAAGAAAACACUUCCAAUACCAGAAGAACUUCCCCAACAAGACGGUUCACCAGAAGAAGUCGCUACAAACGAUCUCGCAAAUCAAAAAUUAAAAACAGACCCCCCUCAUCUCGAUGCCAUUAUAGUAGGGUCCACAAUGAUUGCUCGAGGAGGCUUUGGCUUCCUGGUAGCUUCAGAAGCGCAGAGCUCAGGCACCUUAAGUCUCUCCAAAACGCCAAUCAGGAUCCUAAAUAUGCAACUUCACUCGCACAAAGAUGCCGGGAGAUUGAGAACAUUAGAUGUAGUCGAAGAUCAAAUAUUCUUGGUGAUAAUCUGGGCUUUAGUUUUAUGUACGAUCGUUGGACCGGUUGUUUCGGGGAUUGCAGUGAGAAGAAAACUGGUCAAAGAGAGGGAAGGAGAGAGGUGCGAGUGUGGUGUUACAGUUGGGCUGAGAAUUUUUGGGACUGGGGACGAGGGGUUAGGAGGAUGUCAUCUUUGCUUGUAA
This is a messenger RNA of Botrytis sinoallii, 825 nucleotides long. RefSeq lists its product as uncharacterized. Bases 1 to 825 code for a protein of 274 amino acids. The transcript has a single exon. Gene Ontology annotation, cellular component: membrane. Gene Ontology annotation, biological process: proton transmembrane transport. NCBI's taxonomy places the organism in Eukaryota, Fungi, Ascomycota, Leotiomycetes, Helotiales, Sclerotiniaceae. The record is from RefSeq and is a predicted model, not a curated record. Gene Ontology annotation, molecular function: antiporter activity.